AGUGCCCAGAUUAGAGACACCCGACUUCUCUGGAGAUGUCCCGUCAUAAGCAUGCCGGAGAUCCGGAGGCACGCCAGCCGCUUCUCACGGGACAUCGCCUGGACGUAAGGGAGCUGGACUCGGAUGAAGGUGAAGUCAUUUUUGACAGAACAGCGGAAGCUGGUGGGCACGUACCGCAGAAACUGACGUAUGAGGAAGCAGUGGAAAGAGCAGGUUUUGGUUUGUUCCAUUGGCUGCUGCUGGUGGUUUGUGGUUGGGCCAAUGCCAGCGAUGCUGUGGAGAUUCUUUGUGUUUCUUUUCUGCUGCCAACGGCACGCUGUGAUCUCGAGCUGAAAUCCUCAGACAUGGGCCUGCUGACAGCAAGCAUUUUCCUCGGAAUGAUGGUGGGUGGCUACAUGUGGGGUUACUUGGCUGACCAGAAGGGGCGUCGCAGGGUUUUGGUCAUGUCUCUGACAGUCAAUGGGCUGUUUGGGGGUCUGGCUAGCUUGGCUCCAUGGUUCUGGCUCUUCCUGUUGAUGCGGUUCAUCAGUGGCAUUGGGGUCGGCGGGUCACUUCCUGUCAUUUUCUCCUACUUCUCAGAGUUUAUGCCCCGGCUGAGGAGAGGUGCGAUGAUCAGUUGUCUGGCCACCUUUUGGAUGGCAGGAAACAUCCUGGCUGCAGGUUUGGCCUGGCUGGUGAUCCCCAGAACCUGGGUACAAUUUUUUCUGGGAGCACUGGACUUCAAGAGCUGGCGGGUGUUUGUGGUGCUGUGCUCCGUUCCCAGCAUCUCGUCGGCACUCAUUUUCAAGCUGUUCAUGCCUGAAAGCCCCAAGUUCCUCAUGGAGGCUAACCGUGAGAAAGAAGCAAUCCAGGUUUUCAGAUUGAUGUUUAAGCUGAACAUGAAAGGAAAAGAAAAGGCUCUUCCGGAAUUUGGUUUGCAUACAAGUUCUACCCAAAAAGGUGACAAAGACAAGAGCAGAAGCUUGGGUUCAAGUAAAGAACGUCUUGCAAAUAUUUUGAAAAAGGCUUUGGCUCCCAUUAAAAAGAUAUUUCAGAGCCCUUUCAGAUCCAGGAGUAUCCCUCUUCUCAUCAUUUUCUACUCAAUAUCUUUUGGUUACUACGGGCUGUGGAUGUGGUUUCCUGAGCUGUUUGAGAGAACCGAAGACGGCGGCUCGCCCUGCGCAAAUGUGUCCCGCCCGUCUGUAGCGGCCAAUGAAACCUGUGUCACGGUCAAGACAGCAGUAUAUACGGAUGGCUUCAUCACAGCCGCGGCAAACCUGCCGGGUAACAUCUUCACUAUUCUUGUGAUGGACAGCAUCGGAGGAAAGGCUCUGCUUUCCGGCAGCCUGUUGUUGUCCAGUCUGAGUGUCUUCUUCAUCUAUGUGGUUCAGACCAAAGCUCAGAGUCUGAUCCUGUCCUGCAUCUUCAGCGGGGUGUCCGUGAUCGCCUGGAAUGCGCUGGAUGUCGUAGGAACUGAGCUCUACCCGACAAAGCUACGGUCCUCUGCUCUUGGUUUCUUCACAGGCGUGGGCCGAGUGGCAGCGAUCAUGGGUAACUUGGUCUUUGGAAGGUUGGUGGAUGCAAACUGUGCUGUCCCCAUCCUGCUGGUGUCAGCCCUGCUGCUCACUGGAGGACUGGUGGGUCUUCUACUUCCACAAACCAGGCAGACAGAGCUCACAUGAACACUCGCGUUGUUUUAAAUGGAUUCAGCUUCCUCUUAACAUCCUCACAGAUGGGUAGAACGACUUGAAGCUCUGUAAUCUCUGUAUUUCCUGGUUGAAUCCUGUGCCUUCUGUCAUCUUUUUCUAUGGUGCCUAAUUUAAAAAUUCCACUGCUAAAACAAAUUGUUAACCUGUUAGCAGUCGGACGUACCGCCCACGGGACAUUGGAUGGUUUAGGGGACUAAUUGGACUGCUAAGGGGUUUUAAACAACAGUUGGCUCUCUCUGCCUUCCAAGAAUUACUGCGUUGGAAAGCUGAGAAAGAAGUGCCAGUGUGUUAUUAAAAUCCUGGACACCUGUAAAAAGUUUAUGUAAAUGACAAAACCCUAUAUUCAAAGUGAGAAAAUGGGGCCUCAUUAUCUGGUUUACUGAAGAGUGAUGGAUCGACUGUAGGUCUUGUGUUUUUGCUUUCCUGUCAUGUUUAAGAAACUAGUUUUGUAUAGUGAGUACACUGUUCUCAUAAAGGACUGAAUGUGGACAGCAACAAUACUCAGGUAGGCUCUGUCAUAAAAACGAUGCUCAGUUGGUACUAAGGGGCCCAAAGUGUGCCAAGAAAAUAUCCCUCACAUGUUUACACCAUCACCACCAUCCCAAACUGUUGAUACAAGGCAGGAUGGAUCCAUGCUUUCAUGUCGUUUACACGAAAUUCUGACCCUACCAGCCAGAUGUUGCAGCAGAUAUUGAGACUCAUCAGGUCAGCCAACACUUCUGUUUUCUAAUUUUGAUGUCUUAUCCGACAGGAAACUCAAUUAAAACAGCUGUCUGUCCAAAUGUUCAGUUUGAACUUAAGUAGGUCGUCUUGACCGUGUCUACACGCCGAAAUGCACUCAGGUGGUGUCAUGUGAUUGGCUGAUUAGAUAUUUGCCUUAAUAGCAGUUGACCAAGUGUACUCAAUAAUGGGGCCAGUGAAUGUAUAUUAUGUCACAGUGGAGGAUGCUCAAAUUUAGUCUUAUGCCUUGUCCCUAAUAGGACCUACUCAGGGACAUGGCUCUGGCAUUGAGCACACAAACCCUUACUGAGGCUGCAUUCAAAUCUUCUGGAUGUGAGGCUCAGCCAAUCCGAGAAGGCUGACUUAAAGCAGCUGCAGUUUUUUGUCAUGUCUCUUUUGAAUUGUGAAAAAACAAGGCCAAGUGUAAGAUAAGUGCUAUUAGUUUUUUUUAAAUCAUUUUUAACUGUGAGUCAUUCUAAGCUGUAUUAGUGCAAUCUAAGAAUAAAACCAUGCAGCUAGAAAAAAAAGUGUUUUAAUAAGUUGCCUUCAAAUAUAUGUCUGAAUAAAUGGCCUUGUAUGAUGUUUUUGGAGGUUCAUGACCUGCAUAGGUGGUGUAAUCAGCCAAAGUAUAAUGGGUUCCAAAACGUCUAUACUUAUGCACAGAAUAGAUUUUAGUAGGUUCAGUCUGAUAUUUUCCUGCACAAACUGGAUCGGGCAAGUUUAGUUCAGUUUGAGUGGAAAACCAAAGAUUUCAGAGUGCAGUGAUGGGAAAGGACCAAAUCAUUUACAGACUACCUUAAUAUCUUCCUGAGAGACUACAUCGAUGAUCCUAUCAGGGAUUUUGUAAAAAUUUAAAGCAGAUUUACAAUUAUUUUGUAAUGCCUUAAUCAGGUUUUUAAAUAAAUGCAGCUUUUUCUUCA
This is a messenger RNA of Haplochromis burtoni (Burton's mouthbrooder), 3328 nucleotides long. RefSeq names its product synaptic vesicle glycoprotein 2 (gene sv2). The transcript has 13 exons. Gene Ontology annotation, molecular function: transmembrane transporter activity. The record is from RefSeq and is a predicted model, not a curated record. Gene Ontology annotation, biological process: transmembrane transport. Gene Ontology annotation, cellular component: membrane. The coding region runs from base 36 to 1661 and encodes 541 amino acids. Lineage: Eukaryota; Metazoa; Chordata; Actinopteri; Cichliformes; Cichlidae.